GAAGGCAGCAGUCAGUAAGCAGACAGACAUGGUGAAAAAUUUUGUUCGCAUCGCAGUCUCGAAUAGUGCAAACAAGCUGGAAAAUCGUGCAGAAAAUCCGUGAAAUCGUGCGUGUGAGCGAAUCGGUCUUGGGACGGUCGCCUUUUGCGUGAAACGGUCACGUUUUGCCGGGGGUAACUCGAUUUCUGUGUUGCUCAGGUUGAAGUCAAUUUUUUUUCCUGAAACAUGUGAAAAAACAGGAUCCAGCAAUCAGUCUGUGACAAGUUGAUGGUGAAUGGGUUGCUGAGAUUUCUGGCAGGGUGAAAAAAGGUAAAAAGGUGUCUGUGCUUAACAUCCAUUUCCUACCGCGAGCAUCUGAAAAAUUAAGUGGAAAAUUGCUCCCGGAGGACACUGAAGUGAUAUGCAAAUGAAAAAGUGGCUCAAUAGCAGUGUAAAUGCAAUUACAAGAGCAAGUGCGAUUUAAAUUCCGUGAAUAAGAAAAGGCAACACCUUCUCCUUGUUCCCUCAACCGUCGUCAUCGUCAUCGUAGUCGUCGGCCUCGGCCUGCGCCCUAGAGCCAGCGGAGUCAAUUUUGUCAAUCGAGGAGCCCCAUCACUCGGCGGAUUCCCGAGAAAUCAAAAGCGCAAGUUUGCCGAUAAAGUUUGACGCAAUUAUUGUGAACAUCGUGGGAAGGAAGCUUUCAUUACUGGAUUAUUUCAUCAUACUCAGCUUUACGGAAAAUUCAUAGGAAAAUAUAGCACUUUCAACGAGUCGAAAAAAAACAAACCAUCGUGAACAUUUUUUAAAACAAUUGGCUACUUCUUGGAAACGAAAGCAAAGCACCUGGUCAGCAUCAUACUCCACUCUGCAUUCAUUAUCUCUGGUGAGCUGUCUGUACCCCAGCCGGUCAUCGAACCGGCGAGAAUAGUACAGUAGCUGCAGCAGCAACUUUUAUCUGCCGUUGUGACGUAGAUAAUGAAACAGAUCAAUGUCUCGGUGGUUGGGCUAUCCGGUGUCGAGAAGGACAAAGGUCAACUGGGAGCGGGCAAGUCCUGCCUGUGCAACCGAUUUGUGCGGCCGAAAACAGACGACUAUGCAAUUGAUCACAUUUCGGUGCUGAGUCAGUCGGACUUUAGCGGCCGUGUCGUUAACAAUGACCACUUCCUUUAUUGGGGCGAAGCGCGCAAAACGUCAGAAGAAGGUGUCGAUUAUAACUUUAGCGUAGUUGAGCAGACCGAGUUCGUAGACGAUGCCACAUUCCAGCCAUUCAAAGUGGGCAAAAUGGAACCGUAUACCAAACGUUGUUCGACAAUCCGGCUCAGCUCGCAGGAGAAGCUCAAAUACAUCUGCAAGAAUCAGCUGGGUAUCGAGCAUGAAUACGAGGAGAUUGUGCUACCAGAAGGGCGGUUCCUGGUCGAUGGAUUCGUAUGCGUUUUCGAUGUCAGUAUCGUCCCGAAUAGGACCGUAGAAAAGCAGGUGGAGUUCAUUACGCAGAUCAUCAAUAACAUUCUAAAAAACAAAAAACCAGUCGUGCUGGUAACGACUAAGAAUGAUGACUCUAAUGAGCUGUACAUCCGAGAAGCAGAAAAAAUCUGCGCCCGGAAGGAAUACAAAGGGCAAAUUGUGAUGGUAGAAACGUCGGCACACGAGAGCAUAAAUGUCGAUCUUGCAUUCAUAGUCCUAGCACAAAUGAUCGAUAAAGCCAAGCAGCGAUCGAAGAUCAUGUCUUAUUCAGAGGCGGCCAAGCAACGAACAGAUUUACUAAAUGCCAGCUCAGAAUAUGUUACACGUCUUAUCCGAACCCAAAUCACAGAUCAUCGUUCGAUAUGGACGAGUUCUUCCAAAAAGUUAGCCAAUCACAGAGAAUGGCUCGACUUUUUGGAACUGUUCGGCCAAGAGGCAGGGCAGAGGAUAUUUCGGCGUCACAUCAAGAAGCUUCGUGACGAUUAUCAGGGUAAGAAGCUGCAGAGCUACAUGGAUUCAUUUGCUUGUGUGCUGCAGGAAAUUCUGCCGGACAUGAACAGUAUCAACCUUGAAUUGGACACGUUCAACGAUUGGCAGUCGAUACGGAAUUAUUUCCGUAACCAUGUCGAAUAUGAGCAGUACUUUUUCGAUGCCAUAGAGAGGGGAGGGAGUUGGGCGGAACUGAGCGAUAUGAGCGACAUGGAGGACGAAAAUCGAAUACCUUUCGAUAUCCUGGACACUCCGGAUGCGGAAACUGUGUUCAAGAAUCAUAUGAAUGCCCUGCAGCAGGAACAAAAACGAUUAGAAUGGAAGAAGCAGUUCAAGAAGCUACUUGAGGAAACGGGAUACGUCACACCAGGCAAGCAAUUGUCCGAGGUUCGAGUGCUCUUCAUGGGUCGUGAAUGUUUCGAAGCACUGUCCGAGCACGACUGUCAGCAAAUCUACGAUAACCAUCAGCGUGAACUGAUCGAAACGGCCAAGCGUAACUUCCAGGAGCUGCUGAUGGAGCAUGCGGACUUGUUUUACCAUUUCAAGAAUAUUGAACCGUCGGGAACAAUCACGCAGAAUGACGUCAAGGAAAUUACCGAUGUGUUGCAGGAAGAUUUGCGGUACAAAUUGCUCGAUCGCUUGGAACAAGACAGGAAGCUGAUGCUGUUUCAACAUCUUGGGUUUGUGCACUGUCCAAUCCGAGAACACUGUCCUGCUUUCCCGAACUGUAUGGAUGCACUCAUCGAACGGAUAUUGAUCGCCAAUCAAAACCUGCCAAAUCCGAGAUUUGCACAAAAAGACGGCCAACUGCAGCUUAAUCUCAUAGUCAUUGGGCUGGAUUACAUUGCGAACGAUUUUAUCGACAAAGUUCACCAACAAUGCAACGACAAUGGCGAGUAUAUUGUGGACGGUCAAGUCUAUGGGCUAAGCAUCGAAACGAUCAACCGGGAAAACGAUUCUUUUUCGUUUGACCUGGCAAACAAAGGACUGAUCUGCUGCUACUCGAACAGGCAAACGUUCACGUACAUAUACGAGGUACUCGAUCGCCUGCUGGUGGACAACAUCGAUUUUAAGGAUAGUGUUAACAAUUUACACAUAGUGUUUAUGAGUGAUGAAAAGAACAGUGAGAGCACCCUCCAACAGCUGCAAAAUGAUGGCCAAUCACUGGCAGAACGACUUCACUGCGUAUUUAUCGACGAGAAUGAAUUCUACGCCUCCGGCCAAGAAGCACGAUUCAUAGAAACGACACUGAACAGCGUUAUUGAUUCGAUUCCCUUCGAUGAGCUCAAAUACGGUAUGAACUUAGCUGAUAUUCCUGAUCUACGUAUUAUUAUGUGCAUCUUUUGCGGUGAUCCUUUCUCGACUGAAAACCUACUAAGUUCAAUGAUGAUUGAGCAGUCGUGCAUUAACGCAGGGGAAAGGAAUAUAAUUUUCGAAAUGUUUUUGGGUGAUUCCAAGCGACGGGUUGAACUAAUCCUGUCCUCGUACCAUGGAGCAAACGCUUUCAGAGAUGAUCUCAUCCAUGGAUUCAUUCUGCUCUACUCUAGUAAACGAAAGGCUUCCCUUUCAACACUUAGCGCAUUCUCAUUGAACAUUCCGAAUCUCCCCAUGCAAAUUGUUUCCGUAUCUGAACAGGGUGGAGUGAAUGCAUUUUUCAACAACGAAACAUCACAAAUGUUAAUCACCGAAGGCAAUGCUGUGGCCGAUAAAUUGAGAGCACAUUUUGCAACUGCAUCCGACGAAGACAACCAAUUUAAAUUUGCUUCGUUUGCUCCGUUUCUCAAAGAGGUGUGGGACAAGAAACCCGAGAUCGAACAUGCUUUCAACAUGGAAGAACCGCUAACGAUCGAUUCGGGUGAAGGUACAAUGGAACAUUCCAUGCACCAUCAUCACCAACAGGCACCCCAACCUCCACCUCGUUACGAGAGUUAUCUAAUCAACGGUUCCCAAACGACCUACCGCAGUCAACACCAGCAUCCCCAUCAGCAGCAAAAAAUGCUUUUCGACAACCGAUCAAUUAACUCUCUAGAUGAUCUAGAUAACCUCAAGCAACACCAACAACAGUAUUCCAAUAUGUACUACUACGAAGACAGUAGCGAUUUUGACAAGGGUGGUAGCAACCAGGGCUUUCAAAUCUAUCCACCACCAACGACACCGCCGGAGCCGGCUCCACCAGAUCACCUGCUUACGCCAUCCUCGAUUCUACGGCAACUAAAGGCUAAUACCGUAUCUCAGUCACAAAGCAGCUUAGAGGAGAUCAACUCCGACGUCAGUGGAUCCAAGGACUCGAUCAACACAUACGACUCAGGCUGGUUGGACGAUGGUUUUCUUAUUCCGAAGCAAGACAACAAGCAAAACGAAGAUAUGUGGAAAAACAUGAACCCCCAUCACGCGUUCACAACCGGCCGAAGGCCAAACCAAAGUUCGUUCGCAAAGAAAAUUCGCCCUAAGGGUCCCAGCCAAACGCUGAAGCAGCCGGGAAAACUCAAUCUCAAAAGCUUUGCCAUAGUUAAUGAGGCCAUUGCACGCAUGAACCUGGGUGAUGGACAGGGCCCAUUCCAGGGUAGCGGUGGUCAACCCAUGACGGAGAAGGAGAAGAAGAAAGCCAAAAAGUUGCUUCAACAGCAGUUAGAAAAUGCACCGCUGGCGGCGCCGGAAGACGACAGUGAGGAUUACGAAGACGAGGCUGGAUAUGAGCAGAUAAAUGAUGCAUUCAGCGAUGCGGUUAACAAUGUAGCGAGUCAAUUAUUUACUACCUUUUCGGGUGGGCAACGCGGGGAUGGUGUUCAACAGGGCAUAGACUUGACCGGAGGAAAAGGAAAACUUCGACAACGACGGGAGAAGGAACAAACUGGUACCACAUUUCCAACAGUAUUCAACAUUCAGGAAUAUUCCGACUCAGAGAGUGACUCCAGUUCACUAGAGCGCAAGCGUUCGACUGACGGGUAUUCUAAAAUAAACCGCAAGCCUCAAGGCCAUAAACGCCAUCGUAAGAAGCGUACCGCUAUCCCAGUCCAGCCACCAAAGAUUCCACUUGGACCAUUCGGGAGCGGAGUUGCGGGUGAUGGCGGCGGUCAACCAAUUAUGAUCGGUGUCCCUGGAAGUGGACAGAUAGGAUCAGCUCUCGGAAUGCCAAUGAUGUAUCAGAAGCUUAAAAACGAAAAAAAUAUGGGCAUGGACAAGGAUAAGCAAGAAGAUGAAUCGAGUAUCGACGUGUCUUCACCCAGAGAUAAUAAUUCACCAAUUUUCGGGGUCCUGCCGAAGAUGGGUGACCGAGAAAAACUUAUCACCAAGCAGAAGAAUUGGUUUGGAAAAGAGAUUGACAGUAGCAAGAGCAGUUCCAAAGAUUCCAAGGAUUCGGAUUCCAAUGCGAAGAAAACGGCUGGUCGAUCCGGCAAGGGAACCAGCGGAAAGAAUGCUAAAAAUGCGCCUCCGAUUCCGCAGCAACCAUCGUUAGCUAGUUUUAAGCAAUCGGACAAAAAUCUUGUGCCACUGUUUGUGGAAAAAUGUGUCAAAUUCAUCGAACUGGAAGGUCUAGACUCUGAAGGGAUUUAUCGAGUACCGGGAAAUAGGGCACAUGUUGAUUUGUUGUACCAGAAAUUUGAUGAAGAAGAUGAUGUGGACAUCGAAAAGUUAGAUAUUCCUGUGAAUGCAGUGGCCACGGCCCUCAAGGACUUUUUCGCCAAACGAUUGCCGUCGCUGUUCAAUACAGAAAUGAUGGCCGAGUUAGAGGAGAUUGCUGGUUCGCGGCCCCUGCAGGCUAUUAGCAGCCUCAACAUGGAAGUGAAAACGGAUAGAAGUUGCCGACUGAUUUCGCUGCGUUCGCUGUUGGGAAAGCUUCCACAGAGUAAUUUUGCCAUAUUGAGCUUCAUAUUCCAGCAUUUUGUGAGGGUUUCUGAAAACUCCAAACUGAACAGUAUGGACAGCAAAAAUUUGGCGAUCUGCUGGUGGCCUACACUGCUCCCGAUCGAGUUCACCGACAUGAUGCGGUUCGAAACCAUGCGCCCAUACCUGGAGGACAUCGUGCAGACCAUGAUCGACCAGUAUCCGUUUCUAUUUUGCGGCGAGGAGGCCUUCGUGAUGGUUUGAUGUAGUGAGCAGUGACAGCCCCAUUGUCUGCCGCUACCGGACAGGGAAUGAGGCGAGUGCGUUGUUGAUUAAUUUUUAGUUAUGCAGCUUUGGCCCGCGCAUGGGGAAGUGCAUGGGUUUUGAGUUAUUUCUCAAAAUUGCGUCCGGCUUUAAUUAGAUGAGAAAUAUUAUUUUCUGGCGCAAACCCUUAUUUGCUUAUCGUUUAGGUGAAACUACACGAAUGCUUAGAAACAUGCUACUUACUCCAAUGUCGUCGAACCGUGAACAUUAAUAAACCGACAUUCUUUAAUAGAUUCAGAGAUAUUUUUAACUGGUUUAUCAGUGUAUUUGAACAAAAUAUGGGAAAAUAAGAAUAUUUGUAUAUUUACCUGUGUAUAUUUUUAAGGCAAAAAGUAACGUCGCUCUGAACAGUAGUGGAUCAAAAUGAAAAGAAAUGUCAUUUUUAAAUUAGAACCGUUAUGUCAAAAUAACUAGAAGUAAAAAGGCAUGAUAAGAAUGUUAAAAAUAUGUGGUGAUAAACUCAUUAUAAUUUUAGUAAUUUUUAGUUAAACUGUUCUAAGAAUCAAGAAACACCACACGAAUCACGAAUCUCGAAAACCAUAAAUAUUUCCUUGAUCAGUGUUGCCAACUGGAUAAAAUUUUGUUUCCUUCCUGUUAUUGCUCAACGGACUUCUAAGCGGUUUUUAUCUAGAAUAAAAUGCUAAAAAGUAUUUUUUUUUAAUUAAAACCGCUUAGUAUGCACAGGUCAAAGCAUAACAUCUUGGGCGGAAAACGUAAAUGUUUAGAAAAGUUCCUAGCUGCUUUUAGUUGUUUUUUCUUUAUUUACUAGUCGAUUGUUCAACCAAAUUGGCUAUUGUUGAAACUGUCUGGCAACACUGUUAUCAAGUACGCAAGUAUAUAAUACUGAUACUUUUCAAACGAACACGGAGAUCCCCCAAUUCAGAGACUAACAAAAAUGUGCCAUCCCACAUCAGAAUGUAGAAACGAAUGUCCCUCGGUGUCCUCACUCAGUGUACUUCCCAGCUAAUUUACUCAUGUAUGCAAUGACUAACAUGUCGUAGUGCAACCCUUGACCAGAAGAGGCCCCACUCAAGUACUAAACAUAUACUCGAAAAAGACGCUUCCUCUAUUAUAAAGACACAAAACUCAAACUUAAUUCACACCGAAUGAUUUCAACCAGAGAAACGAAAACGAACACGUCCUUCCUUAUUUAAGUCAGAGAAAGUAAAGCGAAUAGAAUAUAGAAAUCGAUAAUAGAGUGCAACCAGGUAAAGGAAAGGCCAUUUUCCGUUUUAUUUUCUUUAGUUUAUUGUUUUAAUAUAGAAUGCAAAAACAACUAAUGAGAGACAUACCUAAAACACUCUAAUGGAAAGUGAUUGUCAACAAGUGAGAACAGUGAUGCGCUUCUUAUGUAAUAUGUAUGUUGUGUUUUAUACUUUUUUUUAGUUUAGCACAAAGCUCUAAAAAGUUUAUUUUAUAAAAAUCACAUUUUAGUGCGCCAGCACGAAACGCAAAAUCCUAGGAGCUACAAAUAGUUGUGUAUUGUAUAUGUGAGUAACGAAAAAGGAAACAAAGAAGAAAACUUCACAACAAACGUC
Molecule: messenger RNA, 7619 nt
Organism: Armigeres subalbatus
Lineage: Eukaryota; Metazoa; Arthropoda; Insecta; Diptera; Culicidae
Gene: RhoGAPp190
Product: rho GTPase-activating protein 190
Exons: 11
Coding region: 955-6021 (1688 amino acids)
Biological process (GO): regulation of axonogenesis; regulation of cell size; Rho protein signal transduction
Cellular component (GO): cytosol
Molecular function (GO): GTPase activator activity; GTPase activity; GTP binding
Source: RefSeq, a predicted model, not a curated record